UCUAUAUAUCUCAGUUGUCGAAGUAUACUUCACCAUUUUAUAGCAAUAGUAGUUCUACCACUGCAGAUAUUUGAUUAACACCAGUUUCAUAUAUACUAGUAUAUAUACACAUUAAAUCGAUUUAUCAAUAGAUCUAUCUAGUAUGUCGCUAGUCGCUACAAGCUCGUCCAUCUCUUCUCACCAGAUAAAAAAACUAAUCCAUGGUGAUAACCAACCUAGAUCAUCACUAUCCGAUGUUCUUGCUGGUGGUCUAUCUUGCCUUCCUUGCAGGGCGAGGACUGCAACUAUGAGUAUUUAUAACGGAAAGAACGCAUCAAAUCUAUUCCGUUCAUUCAACAGAUCAUGGCAACCAAACAACAGACGUACUAAAAACAUGGGAAUAUUUAAUGCAAACCUAAAUUCAUCAGGAUCCGGUGGACCUCCUACCCCUCCUUCUGGACCUCCCUCUUCACCAGGAUGGUUUAACUGGAUCUUAUGGACUCUGGUACCUAUGUUCUUACCUUUCUUGAGAAACAAAUGGGGUCCGUUUAGCACUCUUAAAGAUAAAGUAGAUACAAUGGUACACACCGUGGAAAUGGCAGCAGAAGUGAUUGAAGAAGUAGCAGAGGAGGUGGAGAAGGUGGCAGAAGAUCUCGAAGAAAAGCUUCCUGAAGGUGCACUCAGGACUGCAGCGCAUAAUAUCCAUGAAGUUGCAGAUGAAGCCUAUGAAAUUGCUAAAGUUGCCGAUGACCUCGCUCACCAGGCAGAAGAGAUAGAAAACAAAAUGAUGAAUUUGGUGGAGAAGCAAGAAUCAGUAGUAGCAGCAGCCAAAGAUAUUGAGACAGAUAUGGAGGAUUUGCAAAAGGCAACUGCGGCUGCAGCAAAGGAUCAAGAACGCAGGGAUCAUAAGUCUCAUCAUAAAAAAGAUUAGGCUUAGUUUUUUUAUUUCUACGUGCCUUGUAGUUAUUAAAAUAGACUUGCGAGUCUACAAAUUAUACAUGAUUAAGACGCUAACUCAAAAAUAAAAAAUUAAGGAGUUUAUAAGCCUUUCACAGCUGCACUGGCGUCCAAUUGUUUUUCUGGGCUAAGGUUCAUGGUUAUUCAAGUGAAGGCUAGCUUAUUUAGUUGCAGGAAGGUUCAUGGUUCAUUUAAACAGUUUAAGUUUCUGGAUUUCAUGCACGAUCAGGGGUUUUUUAAACGGUAACUAGUUUCAACAUGUAAAAGGGGAAAUGAUUUUUUUUUCCAUUGUGGUAUUACCCUUUAACUGGAUCAUGUUUGGAUAGUUGUUGUUUCUUUCAA
Papaver somniferum (opium poppy) is the source of this 1278-nucleotide messenger RNA. RefSeq lists its product as uncharacterized. Lineage: Eukaryota; Viridiplantae; Streptophyta; Magnoliopsida; Ranunculales; Papaveraceae. Bases 143 to 910 code for a protein of 255 amino acids. The record is from RefSeq and is a predicted model, not a curated record. The transcript is spliced from 5 exons.